AUGGCCGAUCGACGGGCGAGAACGCGACGCCACGGCGAUAAUGCCAUACUGUACAUAGCAGCCUUAUGUAUAUGCGAUUUCUUGAUGAGCCUCAGUCUUCCGCCAGCAAUUUUAGACAGUGUCAUCGGCUUCUGGAUCUUCGGCACAUGGAUGUGUAAAUUGCACCAUGUCUGUGGUUCAGUUGGUCGGAUUGUGUCCACGUUCCUGAUCACAGCGAUGAGUUUCGAUCGCUACGUGGCCGUAUGCCAUCCACAUCACACUUACCUACGAAGUCGAUCGUUCGUACUGGGAGUGAUCAGCUGUUAG
Messenger RNA from Cooperia oncophora, 306 nucleotides. Lineage: Eukaryota; Metazoa; Nematoda; Chromadorea; Rhabditida; Trichostrongylidae. The record is from the annotation of a GenBank genome assembly.